This is a messenger RNA of Cavia porcellus (domestic guinea pig), 2731 nucleotides long. RefSeq names its product keratin 82 (gene Krt82). Gene Ontology annotation, biological process: intermediate filament organization; keratinization. Gene Ontology annotation, cellular component: keratin filament. Gene Ontology annotation, molecular function: structural constituent of skin epidermis. The coding region runs from base 43 to 1593 and encodes 516 amino acids. Lineage: Eukaryota; Metazoa; Chordata; Mammalia; Rodentia; Caviidae. The record is from RefSeq and is a predicted model, not a curated record. The transcript is spliced from 9 exons.
UCUCCCCUCUAGGGCUCCAUCUCUCUGGCUGUCACUCCUGCCAUGUCGUGCCGCUCCUUCCAGAUGGGCUCCAGGUGUGGCAGUAGGAGUUUCAGCUCAUGCUCAGCUGUCAUGCCCCGGAUGGUCACCCACUAUGAAGUGAACAAGGGGCCCUGCAGGCCUAACAGCGGUGGGAGUCUCCGAGUCCUGGGCUGCCUUGGUUCCCGGAGCCUGUGCAAUGUGGGUUUUGGCAGACCUCGGGUCGCCUCUAGAUGUGGCCUGCCCAGCUUUGGUUAUCGAGUUGGGGCUACCUGUGGACCUUCUGCUUGCAUCACUCCUGUCACCAUUAAUGAGAGUCUUCUGGUCCCACUGGAACUGGAGAUUGAUCCAACAAUACAGAGGGUGAAAAUGGAUGAGAAGGAGCAGAUCAAGGGCCUCAAUAAUCGCUUUGCAUCCUUCAUCAACAAGGUGAGGUUUCUGGAGCAGAAGAACAAGCUGCUGGAGACCAAGUGGAACUUCAUGCGGCAGCAGAGGUGCUGCCAGAGCAACAUGGAGCCCCUCUUCGAGGGCUACAUCUGUACCCUGCGGAGGGAACUGGAUUGUGUGUCCGGGGAGCACGGGAGGCUGGAGGCAGAGCUCUGCAGUGUCCAAGAUGCACUGGAGGGCUACCAAAAAAAGUAUGAAGAGGAGCUUUCCCUGCGUCCUUGUGCUGAAAAUGAGUUUGUUGCCCUAAAGAAGGAUGUGGACACAGCCUUCUUAGUGAAAGCUGAUCUGGAAACCAAUGUGGAGGCUCUAGAGCUGGAGAAGAACUUCUUGAAAAAUUUGUUUGAAGAGGAGAUCUCGCUACUACAGUCUCAGAUCUCUGAGACAUCAGUCAUUGUGGAGAUGGACAACAGCCGGGAUCUGGACAUGGAUGACAUCAUUAAUGAAAUCAAGAUGCAGUAUGAAGAAAUCUCCAGACGCAGCAAAAUCGAACUGGAGGCCUGGUACCAGCGCCAGUACGAGGAGCUGCAGGUGACAGCUGGUAACCACAGUGACAACCUCUGCCGCCGCAAGAAUGAGAUCCUGGAAAUGAACAAGCUGAUCCAGCGGCUGCAACAAGACACUGAGACUGUGAAGGCCCAGCGCUGCAAACUCGAGGCGGCCAUAGCUGAGGCAGAGCAGCAGGGUGAGGCGGCCCUCAAUGAUGCCAAGUGCAAGCUGGCCGGGCUGGAGGAGGCCCUGCAGAAGGCCAAGCAGGACAUGGCCUGCCUGCUCAAGGAGUACCAGGAGGUGAUGAACUCCAAGCUGGGCCUGGACAUCGAGAUCGCCACCUACAGGCGCCUGCUGGAGGGCGAAGAGCACAGGCUGUGUGAAGGCAUUGGGCCAGUGAACAUCUCCGUGAGCAGUUCCAAAGGUGCCAUCCUGUUUGAGCCAUGUGCGGUCAGCACACCUGUGCUGAGGUCCGAGUACUGCACAGGGAGCACCAGCGUCCUCAGGAGCAGCGGGGGCUGCAGCAUGAUGGCCACUGGGGAACUCUACAUCCCCUGUGAGCCCCAGGGGCUUGUGGCCUGUGGGAGUGGGAGGCUCUCUAGCAUGAAGCUGGGGGCUGGGGGCAGCUCCUGCAACCACUAAUAGCACUGACCCAAAGGCUGGAAACCCAGGGGACAAUCCCUGAAUGUUACUUCAAAAGCCCACCUUCCCAUAUUGACUCCAGGUCCCCUUGGGAUUUCCACUGGAAACUAAGCUGCUCCUCAGGUUCAUCCUUACCUUCAAAAGCCACCUUUCCAAGGGGGUCCUUGGGAUGGGAUGAGAUGCAGAGAAAGAGGAUGCAUUGCUCCUGAUGAACGUCAGCCCCAGCAUGGCCAAAAGAUUGUCAGUAGUCCCAACCACGGCUGUGCUGGAGAUUAAGUGGACAUGCCACAGUUCUACUUUGUGGGAGGUCGAUGGCAGUUUCCCCACAAAGCCAACCAUUCCUUCCCACCCCCAACCCAGCUUACCAUCUUUCUGCCCUCUGAUUGUCGUGCACCUAAGAAAGGUGAACUUCUUUUAGCACCCACUGGAAACAAGCACUAUUACAAACACUAAAAUCCUCCAAAAUUCCAUCCUGAUUUUCAAAAGCCAUGCCAAAAUUUCAGGAUCACUCAGAAUCUGACAAUGUCCUUCCGAGACAAAACUCAAGAGGUGUUCUUUGGAAUACAGAUUUACUUGCUUGGUAUACUGACCCUAAACUAUGAAAGUAAGUCUGUAUCCUGAGCUUAUAUUGGCAGAUGAUGGUGGGAAGUGUUUAAAACAAAGGAAAUGGAAUAGUUACUAGACAGAUGGAGAAUCAAGAACUGACAUUUGCUCAAUGGAAUCAAUUCUCACCCUCACUGUACACGGUCACCCAGUUCCUGCUCCUUCCUCUUUUGUUCUCUUGUUUGGGCCUUUAGUCUGACCACAGCAUAGAUUUCCUUAUUAUGGGUCUGUAUGGCUGAAUUAGCAACUUGGAAGCUCUGGCUUAGAACUAGGAUAGGGAAAAGGGAACACUGGGCUGACUCCACCUUCCAGGAUACUUUCCUACAAGGCCCACCCACUUUGGAUUCAAUUUCUCUGCCUGGAACCUCUGGGUUCUCUGUUCCCAGUAAACAGAUUCUAUUUAACACUGUAAGAAUGGAGAUUACCCACCUCUUCUCUAUAUAGGAUAUGCAAUAAGCCUAAGGGGAAUUAGGAGCAGCCUUUGAAGAUUGGAGCCUUGGGAAUGGAAAUAAAAGUUGCUACAGCAAUGCAAAAA